AUGCAAAUAAAAGAUUUGAUUUACAGACAAAAGCGAUCCUUUUUAUUUCCGAAUGGUGUUGAGCUAUGUCCAGAGGAAACUAUCUCACAGGCCAUUGGCAACUACCUUAAAUAUUACAAGCUGAGAGUGUGCCAGGAGGCAGUAUGGGAAGCAUUCAAAACUUUCUGGGAUAGGCUACCUGCACGACAUGAACAUCAAGCCUGGAUGAAUGUGUGUGAUCAAGGAAUCAUAAAUAUUUUUGACAUUGGUGUAAACUUCAGCCAAUCAGAGGAACAUCAAACCCUGAUUAAGGAGACCCCCAGUGACAUUGAACAAGUUACAAAGAAGCUAUCAAAUCAAAUGUUGGAAUUCAUCAUCCAGAUUGCUGGAAAGAACUACACUGAGAACCUCUCUGACCCAGCUACAAUGGAUUAUCAGAAAUUAGCUGAUAAUGUCAAUGCCAAGAUGGAGAAGGUCUUUGGAAAACUUCCAGGAUAUCAGACAAUUAAUAUCUUGGAGUUCAGGGAACAUCCAAAUCCAGACAGCAGUAGUAAUGUGGCAGUUCACUACACUGUGACAUUUGAUGGGAAUUCUCGAGCAUUACCAAACGAAACAAUUAAUUUAAUCGAUGUGAACUCCAAUAAAGUAGAAGAUGACCUUUCCUUUGAAAUGGAAAAUCAGCUUACAGCUGCGUACACUAUAAUCGAUUUCAGGAAUCUCAUAGUUGAAGCCCUGCAUAAGGAAAAUCUUAUUGGAAAUUCAUCGCUGACUUUUAAUCCAGAGACUCUUCAUCUUAUGAAUGAACAUUCAACAAGUCUUACACUUGGAGGCAUCGACUUUGACCCGGAAAAUCGAGCAACAGUACUUGCAAACAAAGACGAUGAGUCAGAAGAUUCCCUAUUGGGUGCUGAAGUUCUAUUACAGUCACAUUCAACAGUUAUUGAUCUGCUAUCUGAUCAAACAACUGAGGAAAGAAUGUCAGAAGCAGCAAACACUCCUAUUGCAUUAACUGACUAUAUUACAUCUUUGGAACAACAAAAUGUUUCUGAAGUGAAGGUACUAGUGCCAGCUAGCACAACUUUUGCAAUAUUUGCAUCAUCUGCCACAGAUCUGACCUCAGUGAUUGGUAGUGAAAACUUAAAAGAGACCUCUGAUUUGUCCACAGUACAGGGCACUAUAUCAAACACAUCUGAUGGUGCAAAAAAGCAGCCUAGUUUUGAUACACCUGCUAUUUUUGAUUAUGAGUCUGGAUCAGGGACUGAGCAAGAUGUUUUGUGGUCCUGGACUACAGCUGUCCUCCAGCCUGUUGCUUUUGACAAGCCAGAAAGUGGGUCACAGGACAGCAAUUCAGUUCAAUUCACACAUAUGCAAAUUUAUGAUGAAGUUACUAUGGAUUAUCUGACAAAUCUACCCAGUGUAAAUACAGGUGAUUUGAUUGAUCAGCCUUCUGAAACAGAUGCAGUUACUGUUAUCUCAAAUGAAAUAGAUGUACCUUUGUUAAUUGAAACAGCUUCAGACAACGAUGUUGGUAUUGAAAUCAAAUCUCAUAUUGCAGAGGUGAUAACUAAAAAAGCCCCUGCUGAAUGGAUUCAAGAUAAUCUAUUAGAAUUAACAAUACAAACAUCUGAACCAAUAGAAGUCUUCAAUUACUAUUCCAAUGACUCAACCUUAAGGGCUCAACCCUCUACAGAACACUCCACAACACUGGAGCCAACUGAAAAGUCCUUUGUUGCAGCGCUGCCAGUCACUGAAUUAGCUAGCAAAGGUCAAGUAAUAACAGAACCCUUUGUCACAGAGCAUCUAGGAACAGAGUCAUCUAUCAGGGGAAAUCCAGUUACUACUUCUUUCAUUAAUGUACAGUUCACAACAGGAUCACUCGCCAAAGAACAUAUAUUAACUGAAUUGGACAGUGCACAGCAAGGAAUGUUAGAAUCAGCCACCAUGGAACAUGCUGUAAUAAAAUCUCUUUCCACAGAAGAUGUGGUAAUAGAGCCAUCCACAAUGGGUCAGCUGAUCCCAGACUCACCUUCCAUAAAGCAAUUUAUCACAGCAUCUUCCAACAUGGAGCAACUGAUAACAGAAUCAUCCACCAUGCCUGAUUUCUCUCCGUCACUGCAGGCAACCACAGAAUCGUCCGUAGUGUUGCACCCCUCCAUAGAUACAGUCUCCAUAGGCCAAUCAAAAUCCGAUUCUUCAGAUGCAGUCCAACCAAACACAGAGUUAUCUAACUACUUGCAACCUUCUACCACAAUCGAAACCGAAUUCUCCAAUGUUAUUGUUUCUGAAUUGAACAACUCUGUCCAACAUAACACUGGUACUUCCACUUUGAUGGGACCUGCUACACAAUCAAAUACAGCAGUGCAGGGCUUUAUUGGUGUGACUAUUUCAGAGCACAAUGUUAGCAAAUCAUCCACUAUUCUUCAAGCAUUCAGUGAAUAUGAUAAUGGUGUUUAUUCUGAUGAUGAAUCGAUCAGGGGAAUCCAUCCCAUGACAACAUCUCCAGCAGUGCAACCUGCCAGUAAAGCAUCUGCUGCAGUGGAUAUAAUGGCAGAGUAUUUUCCUAUAGGCCACCAUGAUUUAACUAUUAUAGAGCACAAUGAAAUACUACCUCCUGAGGAUACAUCCCAGGAUGAAGCAGUAUGGUCUGAGGUUCAAGAUAUCUCAAGUGAGUUGGAUCAUUCAGAUAUAAUCCAGCCUCAUGAAGAAUCAGAUAAUGAAGAAAUGCCUAAUGAAGAAUUAGCAGUUGCUGUUCCAACAAUGAGAGCAAACACAAGUCUUAAUCACAUAUCUCGGCAGGCACUGGUAGUCUUUUUCAGCCUGCGUGUGACAAAUAUGAUCUUUUCAGAUGACCUGUUCAACAAAAGCUCCCAUGAGUACAAAGCGCUAGAACAGCGAUUCUUGGAAUUACUUGUUCCCUAUCUGCAGUCUAACUUGACUGAUUUUAAGCACCUUGAAAUCCUAAACUUCAGAAACGGUAGCAUCAUUGUGAACAGCCGAAUGAAGUUUGCAAAGCCUGCUCCACAGGAUGUUACCAAUGCAGUUUACCUGAUCCUGGAUGAUUUCUGCAACACAGCGUACCAAACUAUGAACCUUGCCAUUGAUAGAUUUUCUCUGGAUGUCGAGUCAGGUGAUGGUGCUGACCCUUGCAAGUUUCAAGCCUGCAAUGAAUACUCUGAGUGUUUGGUGAACCAUUGGACAGGAGAGUCCGAAUGUGUCUGUAAUACUGGGUAUAUGAGUGUGGAUGACCUGCCCUGUCAAAGCAUUUGUGAUAUAGACACAGAGUUCUGCCUUAAUGAUGGCAAAUGUGAUAUCAUCCCUGGCCAAGGAGCAAUCUGCAGGUGUCGUGUGGGUGAGAACUGGUGGUAUAGAGGAGAGCACUGUGAGGAGUAUGUCUCUGAAACUCUUGUCAUGGCCAUUGCCAUAGCUUCAUUGGCCGGUUUCCUUUUGGUAGCUUCUGCUGUGAUUUUUUUCAUAGCCAGAACUCUUCGUGCUCAAUAUGCCAAAAAUGCUCCUCAAGAAUCUACAGAUCAAGGUAAUGGCCUGGAAUCAGUGGAGAAUGGAACAAAAUAUAAUCCUAUGUAUGAAAGCGAUGCCACCACUGGAUAUAGUCACUACAACAGGCGUUACCCUCAACAGGCCUCGUACAGCUCAGGCAGUGCAGAGGCCUCUGCCAACUUCAGCAGUGAUGAGAUCCGACACAUCUAUGAGCACACUGAACUUAGCAAGGAGGAAAUUCAAGACAGACUACGGAUCAUAGAUCUGUACACUAAGGAUCGGCAGUUUGCAGAGUUUGUGCGACAACAUCAGAUAGCCGUGGAUAAUACUGAAACAAAUCCUACAAAUUAGUCUCUCAGAAGAAGUGGAAGGAAACUAUAA
Messenger RNA from Carcharodon carcharias (great white shark), 3855 nucleotides. RefSeq names its product interphotoreceptor matrix proteoglycan 2a (gene impg2a). The record is from RefSeq and is a predicted model, not a curated record. The transcript is spliced from 14 exons. Lineage: Eukaryota; Metazoa; Chordata; Chondrichthyes; Lamniformes; Lamnidae. Gene Ontology annotation, biological process: visual perception. Bases 1 to 3825 code for a protein of 1274 amino acids. Gene Ontology annotation, molecular function: heparin binding; hyaluronic acid binding.